GUGCAGGUAGGCUCUCGGAAGAGUGGCGUCCCGAGGGCACCUUGCAUCUCAGCGCGUUCUCCCGGUCCUCCCAGUGGCACGAGUCUCUGCCCUUCCCAGAAUGACCGCAGUGGCUGCUGUUGGCCAGGUGGUUUAGGACGAUGUCUGGACAGCUACCACCGAACAUCGACCUCAAGGAGCCCCGAUGGGAUCAGAGCACCUUCGCCGGGCGGGCCAGCCAUUUCUUCACCGUAACCGACCCCAGGAACAUUCUGUUAACAGACGAACAGCUGGAGAACUCAAGAAAAAUAGUGCAUGAUUACAGACAAGGAAUUGUCCCUCCAGGCCUUACAGAAAAUGAAUUAUGGAGAGCUAAGUACAUCUACGACUCGGCUUUCCACCCGGACACCGGUGAGAAGAUGAUUUUGAUAGGAAGGAUGUCAGCUCAGGUCCCGAUGAACAUGACCAUCACCGGCUGCAUGAUGACGUUCUACAGGACAACGCCGGCCGUCCUGUUCUGGCAGUGGGUUAACCAGUCCUUCAACGCCGUGGUCAACUACACCAACAGAAGUGGAGACGCUCCCCUCACUGUGAAUGAGCUGGGCACGGCGUAUGUCUCUGCAACGACAGGUGCUGUAGCCACAGCACUAGGACUUAACGCACUCACCAAGCAUGUCUCUCCACUCAUAGGACGUUUCGUUCCCUUUGCUGCCGUAGCUGCUGCUAAUUGCAUUAAUAUUCCAUUAAUGAGACAAAGGGAACUCAAAGUGGGCAUCCCCGUCACAGAUGAAAGUGGGAACCGCUUGGGGGAGUCGACCAACGCCGCAAAACAAGCCAUCACACAAGUUGUUGUCUCCAGGAUCCUCAUGGCAGCCCCUGGCAUGGCCAUCCCUCCAUUUAUCAUGAACACUUUGGAGAAGAAAGCCUUUUUAAAGAGGUUCCCAUGGAUGAGCGCGCCUAUUCAAGUCGGAUUAGUUGGCUUCUGUUUGGUGUUCGCUACGCCCCUGUGUUGUGCUUUAUUUCCUCAGAAAAGUUCCAUGUCUGUGACAAGUUUGGAAGCUGAGCUGCAAGCCAAGAUCCAAGAGACCCAUCCUGAACUACGACGAGUGUACUUCAAUAAGGGGUUGUGAAGUAGGACGAGGAACCGCCACAGCUGGCCCUGCCACUACAAACCUGGUGCAGCCGUGCUGGUGGGGGAAAUCCCGUUUAAUCUGGGUGUUCCCAGUUACAAAAACCUUUUUAAAGAUCCUCGUUGCCCUUUUAGAAUAAAGCUGCUACUUUUAACACAGCCCCUGGUGCAGGCCAGGAGCCCGGCACCUGCUGGCUCCCUUACAAUUGAAUCAUGUUGCGAUUUACAGAAAUCCUCUUCUUACAGCUUUUCCAGUAAUCGUUCUUCAAAGAGACUGUCCCAGCUCUCACUCAAAGUUUUUAAAACCACUUCUAGACAAGAGUAGGUGCUGAGUAUAUGCUCAAAGAAUAUUUACUGAUUAUUAGCCAAGGAAAAGAUGAUCUGUUUAGAAUCCUCAAAAUUUAUCCCAGUUCUGUUUCAAAUCAAGGAGCUCUCAGCAGUGAAUUGGGCAAAAGCUCGGAGGCUAAAUUACAAACACUUAUCCUUAAGUAUUAAGAGCAAUUUGCUGUCAGUUGAACAGGGCAGGCACCAAGUAUUGGGUCAUCAGAAAAAUCCUGAUGCAGUUUUGCAUAGGAAAACAGAAAACUAUAUCAUGACUUCUGGCUACCCAAGAGAGGAGGUUUUUGGAUAUGCCGGGUGGAAGCUCCUUCGUGGGCCUGCCACAAGUGCCAGUCCUAGCCUACCGACAAGCCCUCCCGCUGUCCACAGCUACGUGGGUUCACGUGGCUGGCAGGAGUCCGUGGUUGGCUUCUAAUUUCAUUGUUUUACAUUCUCGUAAAGAUGUUGCCCUUACCCUGCAGUUGUUGAUGUUGUAGCCAAUUUACAUCAAGGAAUCAAAUCAUUGAAAUGUACACAUAUCAAAAUUUGGAGGUAUACUCACCCUCAGUGCCGCGUGACUGUGUUGAGUGUGCUUUGAUGGAUUUUUUAAGAAACGAGACCACAGUUCCAGUUAUCAACGUCCUUUCUUGUCUCCCUUAUCAAGCUCGUUGGUUUUCAAGACAUAGAGAGAGACGAUGUGUCCAUGAAUUCGUAGCAGAAUCUUACUUGAACGUUCUACAUUGCAUUCCAACCGGUCUGAAAAUAAUGAAAUCACGUGCCACUGUUUCCAUCGCCUGUAGUAAUUUCACACAUAAUAUAUGGAUUAUAACAGAGGUUAUGUUUCAAGUCGACAGACUUUCAACACCAUAUAAAAAACCGUUGUUUCACUAAGUGUAGAUCAUUGUAAUUCGGAGAUUUGUAAGUGAAGAAAUACAUAGAAGCUAUUUAGUUUUGACAGAUUUUUUUUUCCUGACAAUGUGACCCAUGACCGAAUUUCCUCAUAAAGAAAAAAUAUUGUGCCUUGUGUCUGUGUUUCUCUUUUCUCUGAAAGGAUUAAUGAAUCUGAAGCUUUGGGCCACUCGGCCUCCCUGGAUGCUGCCAGAACCCUCCCACGUAGAGAUGUUUGGCCUUAGACCAUUUUUGGCAAAGUGGCUUCUCCAUGCCAGCUGGCCUGGGGCAUCUUCUGUUGCCAUCAGUGCUUCUCUUUA
Tupaia belangeri chinensis (Chinese tree shrew) is the source of this 2634-nucleotide messenger RNA. RefSeq names its product sideroflexin 1 (gene SFXN1). Gene Ontology annotation, cellular component: mitochondrial inner membrane. The coding region runs from base 141 to 1109 and encodes 322 amino acids. Lineage: Eukaryota; Metazoa; Chordata; Mammalia; Scandentia; Tupaiidae. The transcript is spliced from 11 exons. Gene Ontology annotation, molecular function: monoatomic ion transmembrane transporter activity. The record is from RefSeq and is a predicted model, not a curated record. Gene Ontology annotation, biological process: monoatomic ion transport; serine import into mitochondrion.